Ochlerotatus camptorhynchus is the source of this 1760-nucleotide messenger RNA. It is a transcript of the gene Catsup, whose product is annotated as Catecholamines up. The transcript is spliced from 4 exons. The record is from RefSeq and is a predicted model, not a curated record. Gene Ontology annotation, cellular component: membrane. Lineage: Eukaryota; Metazoa; Arthropoda; Insecta; Diptera; Culicidae. Gene Ontology annotation, molecular function: zinc ion transmembrane transporter activity. Gene Ontology annotation, biological process: zinc ion transmembrane transport; intracellular zinc ion homeostasis. The coding region runs from base 148 to 1512 and encodes 454 amino acids.
CCGGGAAGCAAGAAAGGAAAGAUCACAAAAAAAAAUCUGUGCGCGUAUCACCCAUCACCAGUGACGUGUAAAUUUAUAUUUUGCUGGAGGCGAAUUUUCCUCACAAAAAUCGUCUUCUCCAAGCUACUUCAUUCGACCGAACUAGGGAUGGAUCACGCCAAAAGUCGGGGGCGAAAGCCCGCUACCGUGGUAAAACGCCAAGGGGAAUCGAAAUCCUACCGGGUUCACAUUGCGCUAGGGCUGUUCAUGGUGAUGCUGUGGCUGUCUUUCCCGACGCUUUGUUCUGGGCAGCACGAUCACGAUCAUGACCACCAUGAUCAUCACCACGAUGAGAAUCCGAGUUUUAAGUACUCCAAGCAGGCUAAUGAAAUGUAUCAGGAGGAAAGUCACGAUCAUCAUCAACAUGAUCACGAUCAUGGACACCACCAUGAUGAUCAUCAUCACCACCACCACGACGACCACCACCAUCAUCAUCACGAUGAUGAUGUUCCAAAGGGAAAGGAUAAACCACAAGUCGAUAUCUUUUACAUCUGGGUCCAUUCGCUCGGAUCGACUCUGCUGAUCAGCGCCGCACCUUUCUUCAUCCUGUUUGCUAUUCCACUGGACAACACGGAGGAAAUGCAACCUCGGUUGAAAACCCUUCUGGCCUUUGCAUCCGGGGGGCUACUAGGUGAUGCUUUCCUUCAUCUAAUUCCACACGCCAUUCAGCCACAUUCGCACGGAGAGAAUGGACAUGGGCAUGGUCACAGUCAUCACCAUGGCGAAGGAGAGGAAGGACAUGGCCACGAUAUGCGCGUGGGUCUUUGGGUUUUGGCUGGAAUUAUUGUGUUCUUGGCAGUGGAGAAGGGUGUUCGGCUGAUCAAAAAGGAUGCCGGAGGUCACGGCCAUAGUCACGGAGGGACUUCCAAAAAGGAAAAGACAUCGCCACCAGCUUCUCCCUCGAAGAAAGAAAACAAAUCUUCCUCGAAAAAUGAUAAGAAAAAGGCAGAAGCAGAUGCUGCAAAGGCCAAGGGCAAAGCCGUCAAGAAGGAACCCAAGAAGGAUCAAAUCAAGAUAGCUGGCUAUCUUAAUCUGGCAGCGGAUUUUACUCAUAAUUUCACCGAUGGGUUGGCCAUCGGUGCUUCCUACCUAGCCGGAAACAGUAUCGGUGUCAUAACCACGAUCACCAUCCUGUUGCACGAAGUUCCUCACGAGAUUGGAGAUUUUGCAAUCCUGGUAAAAUCCGGUUGCUCGAAGAAGAAAGCCAUGAUGCUUCAGUUGACUACCGCUAUCGGUGCUCUGGCUGGGACGGUUCUCGCCUUGCUGGGUAGUGGAAGCGAUGCUGCCGAAUCCUGGGUGCUUCCAUUCACGGCCGGUGGAUUCAUCUACAUUGCAACCGUCUCCGUCAUCCCGGAACUGCUUGAAGAAUCCACCAAGCUGUGGCAAUCGCUAAAAGAAAUUACCGCCCUGCUGGCCGGCGUCGGAAUGAUGGGAACAUGUUUGAAAGCCAUCGAAGAAACUAUUGAACGUUAAUCACCAUCGCCACGGCACCGUUUUGUGCUAGUACAAUAUUUUGCGCGUUUUUAAGAUCAGUCUGUUAGUUUAUCCAAGUGAAAUAUAUGUUUAUAUUUUAACUGUUAGUGCGAUCAAUUUUUAAUUUUAAUUCAAUUUGUUUAGGGAAUAAAAUGUGAAUAUAUGUUCUGUAAAAUUUGUGCUAGCACAAGUCGGCGUUAUACUUAUUGAAAGCGUUCAAACAUUGCGUAAAUCUACCUUACUUAAGU